Molecule: messenger RNA, 843 nt
Organism: Kockovaella imperatae
Lineage: Eukaryota; Fungi; Basidiomycota; Tremellomycetes; Tremellales; Cuniculitremaceae
Exons: 2
Coding region: 1-843 (280 amino acids)
Source: RefSeq, a predicted model, not a curated record
AUGGAGGUCAAUAGCUGCGGGAAGGCGCCCUCAAGCAAGCCAGCGGGGACAUCGAAGGCCAUACGUAGGAAGCCUCUGGUUCAGCGCGACGCGUCGCUGAACGAUCUCCUCCUUCAACACCAUGAGCGUAAAUUGAACCUCGGGAGCUCUGCGCGUCGCCAUCCAUAUCCGCAUCAGCCUAAACCCUUGACAAACAACGAGGACGAGGUCUUGGGAGAUCUCAUAUUGGAUCUGUCAACGCUACCGCACAGAUGGACUGAAUGGCAGAGGAGACACCUGGCAGAAGUCGAAUCGCUGAAAAGGGCCAACGCGGCUGUGCGACACAGCAGGGACGAGGCGGAAGCGCUGCUGGACCACAACUUAGCAUUGACCAGAGAGCUCCAAUUGGACUGGACCAAUAUACGAGAAGGUCACCGGGAGUUGGAGGCUCGAUUGCUGCGAGCUGAUUCUGAGAGGGUCCGGCUCGAAAUGUUGGUGGAGGAGAAGGACACGCGGAUCGAAGAGCAAAACAAACUCAUCAUUGGGUUCGAGAAGAGAAUUGAGGAGCGAGGGAAGGAUCUUCAGCUAUCGCACGAGUGUCGGCAAGGUCUCGAAAUUGAGCUGUACUACUUGGGAAAGGAGUUUUGCCAGGUCAACCUCGGUCAGUAUGCUCAGAUCAGUGGAGGACCAUGGGGAACAUCUGAUCAAGAGCUGGAGACGCUCGAGCAGUUGAAGGACCGCAUCGUUGAACUGAAACUCCUGAACAAAGAACAAGCUGGAGAUAUCCGGGUUUUGAAGCAACGACUUGGAGAGUCAGUGACAUCUGGGAGGGAUGAGAGCUGCCAACCUGUCAAGGAAGAAUGA